This is a messenger RNA of Malassezia pachydermatis, 696 nucleotides long. RefSeq lists its product as hypothetical. The transcript has a single exon. Lineage: Eukaryota; Fungi; Basidiomycota; Malasseziomycetes; Malasseziales; Malasseziaceae. The coding region runs from base 1 to 696 and encodes 231 amino acids. The record is from RefSeq and is a predicted model, not a curated record.
AUGUCUGAGCUCUUCGACUUGCUCAACUUCGGCACACCAAUACAUGGGCAUGGCGCCCCUGAUCGGCCACGCAGCGCCUCACCCUCACCGCGUGGUCAUGUAGCUUGGGCCGCCAGUCAGCCCAGCUCGUCCCCCAAAGAGCUUUGGGACUUGGCGUCCAGCAUGGCCCUGCCUGCUGGCGCCUUACCGCCGCCGCUAAACGAAAAAACCAACAUGUUCGAUACAUCGAUGCACGAUACCACCGAUGGCGUAAAAAGCCCUAGCCAGAUUCGCGCUACGCGCACACGACGGCGUGCUCGUGCGUCCGCUGUGCCUGUGUCUUAUACCUAUAAUAUGUGCCUUUAUGCGCCAUCGUCAUCUACAUCCCAUACAAAUACAUCAAAAGAGACCUCUCCUGAGCCUCCUGCAAAGCGGCGGCGCCAGCAUUCGGGCAUCCAACGCACUCGCAGCGAUCCUACAGCAUCGACAUCGUCACCUUCUCACACCCCUACGCCGCCGCAUGCGCCUCUAUCUCCUACCCCAACACGGCCAUGCUCGUCAAGUACCGUUCCUACACCAGCGAAAACAAACAAAACGAAGAAAGAGGAGGACGUCGCGGCGCCCAGCUCAGACGACAGCUUUGCACGGAUCCUCGAGGACGAUUUCCCGAUCGACGUUGCCGCAGUUGAAGAAAUGGCUGCCUUGCAGGGAUGGUAA